Messenger RNA from Vigna unguiculata (cowpea), 1912 nucleotides. RefSeq names its product cytochrome P450 82A4-like. Lineage: Eukaryota; Viridiplantae; Streptophyta; Magnoliopsida; Fabales; Fabaceae. The record is from RefSeq and is a predicted model, not a curated record. Gene Ontology annotation, molecular function: monooxygenase activity; oxidoreductase activity, acting on paired donors, with incorporation or reduction of molecular oxygen; iron ion binding.
AGUUCAUCACAUCCAUUAACUUUUUCCGCCAAAUAAUGCACCACUUCACUUAGUCAUCAACUUCGUCUUUUCCUUAUCUCUGUACCAAUGAAUGGUCUAUUUAGGGAAGAUUCUCACUCACCAACACACAACCUCAACAAAAGCUCUAAUGGAUUUUGUUCUAAAUUACCUGAAUUCCACUACCAUUGGACUUCUUUCUCUAAUCCUCUUCUGCUUAUUUCUGUAUAAUCCCUUCAAAUUUUUUCAAGGUAAAGAGGCUCCCACAGUUGCAGGAGCAUGGCCAUUACUCGGUCACCUUCCACUGUUGAGUGGUUCAAAGACACCCCAUAGAAUGUUGGGUGCUUUGGCUGAAAAAUAUGGACCCAUCUUCACCAUCAAACUCGGUUCCAAAAACACUUUGGUAAUCAACAACUGGGAAAUAGCAAAGGAAUGUUUCACCACAAACGACAUGGUGGUUUCCUCUCGCCCCAAGCUUGUCGCCGUUGAACUCAUGGGCUACAACCAUGCCCUCUUUGGGUUUGCGCCCUACGGUCCCUAUUGGCGCGAGCUACGAAAGAUUACAACUUUAGAGAUCCUUUCCUCUCGUCGAGUGGAACAACUGCAGCAUGUUCGUGUCUCAGAAGUUCAGAACUCGAUCAAAGAGUUGUAUAAUGUUUGGUGUAGCCAAAAGGGUGAGUCUGGGUAUGCCUUGGUGGAGCUGAAGCAAUGGUUUUCUCACUUGGCUUUCAACAUGGUCCUUCGAAUGGUCGUUGGGAAGAGAUAUUUUGGCGGUGAAAACUUGGACGAUGAGAAGGCACAGCGAUGCGUGAAAGCUGUGGAGGAAUUCAUGCGUCUGUUGGGUGUGUUCACAGUGGGAGAUGCCAUUCCUUGGUUGAGAUGGUUUGAUUUUGGAGGCCAUGAGAAAGCAAUGAAAGAAACUUCGAAAGAUUUGGAUAUUGUUUUGGGUGAGUGGUUAGAGGAACAUAGAGAAAAGAAGGGUUUGGGUGAAGUUCAAGAUUUCAUGGACGUGAUGAUUUCCUUGUUUGAUGGAAGAACUGUUGAUGGGUUUGAUGCAGAUACCAUGAUCAAAUCCACUGUGCUGUCGUUGAUUUCAGGAGGAAGUGACACGAGUAAUACUGUUCUUACGUGGAUAAUAUCUUUGAUUUUGAGAAAUCCUUCUGUAUUGGAAAAAGCUAAAAUUGAACUAGACAUUCAAAUUGGAAAAGAGAAAUUGGUGAGUGAGUCGGAUAUAAGUAAGUUAACGUAUCUCCAAGCUAUAGUCAAAGAAACUUUGAGAUUGUAUCCUCCUGGUCCUCUUUCAGGACCUCGUGAGUUCACAGAAAAUUGUACUUUAAGUGGUUAUAACAUUAAAAAGGGAACUCGUCUAAUCACAAAUCUUUGGAAGAUUCACACAGACCAUAAUGUUUGGAAAGAUCCAUUGGAGUUCAAACCAGAAAGGUUUCUAACAACUCACAAAGAUGUUGACAUUAAAGGUCAACAUUUUGAGCUAUUACCAUUUGGAAGUGGUAGAAGAAUGUGUCCAGGAGUAUCCUUUGGCCUUCAAAUGGUGCAUUUUACUCUUGCUACUUUUUUGCAUUCUUUUGAAAUUCUAAGUUCAUCAUCUGAUCCUAUUGAUAUGACAGAAUCCUUUGGAUUAACCAACACCAAGGCUACUCCACUUAAGAUUCUUAUUAAACCACGUCUAUCUUUUAGUUGUUAUGAAAGCCAUUAAUCCUUGUGCUAGCUACGUGAUCACAUUGGAUUUUUGUUCAAAGUAAUUUUCCUUCUAGUUUGUUCAAAGUACUUGCUAUCGUUAUAGUUUCUCUAAUAAGUUGUUUCAAAAGGAUGUAUUCAUACUAUUUUUGUAUUUGUGUUCAAAGUCUUUGUAAUAUUUGUGGUUUAUUUAUGUAAUUUCAAUUCUUUCUCUCAUAAA